Colletotrichum lupini is the source of this 207-nucleotide messenger RNA. RefSeq lists its product as uncharacterized. The record is from RefSeq and is a predicted model, not a curated record. NCBI's taxonomy places the organism in Eukaryota, Fungi, Ascomycota, Sordariomycetes, Glomerellales, Glomerellaceae. The coding region runs from base 1 to 207 and encodes 68 amino acids. The transcript has 2 exons.
AUGGGUAGGCGCACGCGUGUUCCCCUGCAGCUAGAUCACCGCGUCCGCAAACAACGAAGCGUGAAGGACCGCAGCUACGACUCGAUCAACCCAUCACUACCUUCUACCUCGUCGCAGUUGCGAGGCCGGUCAUACACGACUCUCCCCGUUACCGAAUCUCGGCGCAUUCGCAAGCUCCACGGCUGCAUCCUGCGCCAAACCUAUUGA